This is a messenger RNA of Geodia barretti, 507 nucleotides long. Lineage: Eukaryota; Metazoa; Porifera; Demospongiae; Tetractinellida; Geodiidae. The record is from the annotation of a GenBank genome assembly.
AUGGAACUCCCCGUACUCAACAUCAGCGGCAACGCCGUGGACACCAUCGAGCUGGACGAGGCCGUAUUUGACGUGCCGAUGAACCAGACCCUGGUUCACCAGGCGAUGGUCAUCUACCAGCUGAACCAGCGACAGGGCACUCAUUCCACGCGCACCCGCGCCGAAGUGUCGGGCGGCGGCCGGAAGCCCUGGAUACAGAAGCACACGGGCCGGGCCCGCCAGGGCAGCAUCCGCUCCCCGCAGUGGCGACACGGCGGCAUAGCGUUCGGCCCGAAGCCCCGAGACUACCGAAAGGCCUUGCCUCGCGCGAUGCGUCGCAAGGCUUUGCAGUGUGUGCUCUCCGAGAAAAUUCGCGGUGACCGCGUGAUCUGCGUCGACUCCCUGGACAGCAUGGACGGGAAGACCAAGUCCAUGAAGCAGGCGCUGGAGAACCUCAACAUCACCGGGUCCGUGCUCGUGAUCACGGAAGAGCCCAGCAGGGCGUGGCACGGGCCGGCGGCAACCUGA